AUGACGUUGGUCUCAAUUGAAUGCGACGUCAUUUUCGACAGCGUUGCUGUCUCUGAUGUCCUUUAUGUUUGUCCUCUCCUUCACUCUCUCUCUCUCUCUCUCUCUCUCUCUCUCUCUAUCAGUCUCUCUUUUUUCACCCUUUCUGUCUCUCACUCGCAUUUCCCUUUUUCGACAAAUUCCACAAUAUCGAUUUUUUAUAUGCUUUGUCUCUCCUCUCUGUUCCAUUUUUCUUUUUUCAGCUUCAUUCUUUCUUUUUCAUUUGCAAACUUCUGUCAUUUCACAUUUUUGUUUCUUUCUCGUUCUCAUUUUCUUCAACCUUUACUUUUUGUGCUCCACAAUUUUACUUUCUCUUCUUUUCAUUUUUAUGAUCUAUCUCGUUAUUUUUAUUUGUCGCCUAUUUUUUCUUUCUUCGCUUCGUUUUCUUUUUUACACUAUAUUUCUUUAUUCUUUCGACUUGGUAUGCAUUCUUUCUUCUUUCGAUUUUGCUUAUUAGCAGUUUAUUUGUUUUUCGACUUUUCUAAUCUUCAUUCAUUCAUUCUUUCUUUCUUUUUUUCUUUCUUGUUUAAAAUUUUCUUAACUGCAUUUUUUCUAUCUUUUUUCAUUCAACUUUUCUUGCUAGCAUUCUUUUUUUUCUUUCUUGUUUCAGUUUUUCUUAUCUGCAUUUUUUCUUUCUUGUUUCACCUUUCCUACCUGCAUUCGUUCAUUCUUUUUUUCUUUCAACUUUUCAUACCAGUAUUUUCUUUCUUUCUUUCUUUCUUUCUUUCUUUCUUUCUUUCUUUCUUUCUUUCUUCAACUUUUCUAACCUGCAUUCCUUCUUUCUGUUUUUUCUUUCAACUUUUCUUACCAGCAUUUUUUUGUCUUUCUUACUUUCUUGUUUCAACUUUUCUAAUCUGCAUUCCUUGUUUUUUUUCUAUCAACUUUUUCUCACCAGUAUUCUUUUCUUUCUUUCUUCUUUCAUAUUCUUUUUUUUCUUUUCUUUUUUUCUUUCUUUCAUUCUUUCUUGUUUCAACUUUUCUAACCUCCAUUCAUUCUUUCUAUUUUUCUUUCUUUAUUUCUUUCUUUAUUUAUUUAUUUCUUUCUUUCUUUCUUUCUUGUUUCAACAUUUCUAACCUCCAUUCGUCUUUUCUUUUUUUGUCAACUUUGUUUAUCAGCAUUCUUUUCUUUCUUUCUUUCUUUCUUUCUUUCUUUCUUUUUUCAACAUUUCUAACCGCCAUUCGUUCUUUCUUUUUUUUUCUUUGCAACUUUUCUCACCAGCAUUCUUUCUUUCUUUCUUUUUUCAACAUUUCUAACCGCCAUUCGUUCUUUCUUUUUUUUCUUUCGACUUUUCUCACCAGCAUUCUUUCUUUCUUUCUUUCUUUCUUUUUUCAACAUUUCUAA
Molecule: messenger RNA, 1377 nt
Organism: Acanthosepion pharaonis
Lineage: Eukaryota; Metazoa; Mollusca; Cephalopoda; Sepiida; Sepiidae
Source: the annotation of a GenBank genome assembly